AUGGGAGCUGAAGCGGCUGAGGUGCAGGUGGUUGUUCGGAGGAACAUCCCUCCUGCUCCUGUAUUGGAUUUGGAUCUCCUGAAUUUGUGUGAUCAGGCCGAUAUUAAAUCUCCAGAUAGCCCUGGGGCGAAAUUUGUCCCGAGCAUUCGUUCUGGUGGUUUUGCUGAUAUUGGUCCACGAAGAUACAUGGAAGAUGAACAUAUAAGGAUCGAUGACCUGUCUUCGCAUUUGGGAUCACUCCUCACUCUUCCUGAGCCAAGUGCCUUCUACGGGGUAUUUGAUGGUCAUGGAGGACCAGAGGCAGCAGCCUAUGUCAAAAGAAGCGCAAUCAGAUUCUUUUUCCAAGACUCUAAUUUUCCGGAAACUUCCCAAGUCGAUGAUGCUUUUGUAGUAGAGGUCGAAAACUGUCUAAGGAAAGGGUUUCUUCUAGCUGAUACGGCUUUGGCAGACGAGAGCACUGUUAGCACUUCUUCCGGCACUACUGCUCUGACAGCUCUUGUCAUUGGAAGGCUUCUAAUGGUGGCCAAUGCCGGAGAUUGCAGAGCAGUUCUCUGCCGCAAGGGUGAGGCGAUUGAUAUGUCUAAAGAUCACAGGCCAACUUACCCAUCAGAGAGAAGACGGGUCGAGGAAUUGGGCGGAUUCAUUGAUGACGGUUAUCUAAACGGUGUUCUAUCGGUUACACGGGCUCUCGGAGAUUGGGACAUGAAAUUCCCACGAGGCUCCUCCUCGCCUCUAAUUGCAGAGCCAGAAUUUCGUCAGAUUAUUCUGACGGAGGAAGAUGAGUUUCUCGUGAUUGGAUGUGACGGUAUUUGGGAUGUGAUGUCCAGUCAGCAAGCCGUUAGCCUCGUGAGGCGUGGGCUCAGACGGCAUGAUGAUCCUGAGCAGUGUGCAAAGGAUCUUGUGAUGGAAGCACUUCGAUUGAACACUUUCGAUAAUCUGACGGUUGUUAUUGUUUCUUUUACUUGUUUGGAUCAAACGGAGCAAUCACCAACACGACAGAAGAAACUGAGAUGUUGCAGCCUCUCUGCUGAGGCUCUGUGCAGUUUGCGGAGUUUCUUGGACUGAAACUGACUUUACUCGUCUCUUUCUCUUCACAUUUAUUUGAGGGGGAGAGUAUAAAAAAAAUAUGUUAGCAUUUUUGUUAUGAGUUUUUUUUUGUUAACCCUAAUAGUGGGCUUUGGUUUGGUGGGAUGUACAUAAGAAUUGGUUGGUAGGUAAGAGUAUGGGGGUGUAAAGAAUUGACUAGUGUGUGUGUGUGUGUUUGUUACUUAAUAGAGACAAUGCUGAAGGUUGAAUGACUUGUA
Messenger RNA from Erythranthe guttata (spotted monkey flower), 1304 nucleotides. The record is from RefSeq and is a predicted model, not a curated record. Lineage: Eukaryota; Viridiplantae; Streptophyta; Magnoliopsida; Lamiales; Phrymaceae.